Molecule: messenger RNA, 2218 nt
Organism: Megalops cyprinoides (Indo-Pacific tarpon)
Lineage: Eukaryota; Metazoa; Chordata; Actinopteri; Elopiformes; Megalopidae
Gene: p3h2
Product: prolyl 3-hydroxylase 2
Exons: 15
Coding region: 154-2205 (683 amino acids)
Biological process (GO): collagen metabolic process
Cellular component (GO): endoplasmic reticulum
Molecular function (GO): protein binding; procollagen-proline 3-dioxygenase activity; L-ascorbic acid binding
Source: RefSeq, a predicted model, not a curated record
UCACCCCCUGCAAUUGUUUCUCAUCCGUCUCUCUGGACUCCGCUAACCAUCCUGGCUUGCCUUGAACACACCAGACAGGGAAACUGCAUGCUGUAUGGUAGUGCUUGCGACUGUACCGUAACUUAGCAAGUUAACGGCGUACUCCCUCAGAAGAUGGAUGUGAACUUCUCAAUAAACAGUUAUUUCGCCGGAAUAUUACUAAUUUUUCAGGCUGUGCUGCACUCAACAUCUGCCUCACUAGAGCCUUACGACUUGCUAUAUGACAACGGAGUUGAAGCGUUCUACAGUAGUGACUAUAAAAAUGUGGUGUACUAUAUGGAGAAAGCGCUAAGCAGUUACUCUGAAAUUCGCCAGACUAAAAUCCGAUGUCGGCUGAAGUGCAAGGACCAGCAUCCGUUCGAUUCGUUCCCAUCGGAUUUGCAGUUCUUCGAUAUUGUCCUUCGAAAGGCUUCUUGCUUAAAUGACUGCAUCGAAGCGAAAGUGGGGUCUCAAUCUAUGCACAAAGUUAGUGAGGAUGUCAUCCAGGAUUUCCACAGAAGGAUCCCCUACAAUUUUCUUCAACGUGCGUACUACAAGCUGAAGCAGCUGGACAAAGCAGCGGCAGCUGCACACACCUACUUCCAGGCCAACCCAGAGCAUGUAGAGAUGGGCCAGAAUCUGGAGCAAUACAAGGCUAUGGAAGGUGUGCAGGAGGAGCACUUUAUUGACAGAGAGGCCCGUCCACACCAGAAAGCCUUCAUGGCGGGCGUGAAGUUCUAUGACCGAGGGGAUUAUGGGAAGGCCAUCAAGCUCUUCGAGGAGGCUCUGGCGGAGUACUACAAGGCAGAUGUGGAAUGCAGGGCACUGUGCGAGGGGCCGCAGAGGUUCGACGAGCACGAUCACCUGCAGUACCGCCCCAGCCUCUACGAGCUCAUCUCUGACCAUUUCACCCAGGUACUGCACUGCGAGCACGAGUGUGUGAGGGACCUGGCCACACGUCCCGGUCGCCUCUCCCCCAUGGAGAACUACCUACCUCUGCACUACGACUACCUGCAGUUUGCCUACUUCAAAGUGGAUAAAAUCCAUGAGGCCUUGGAGUGUGCCCAGUCCUACCUGCUUUUCCACGAAGGAGAGGAGUUCAUGACGGAGAAUGUGGACUACUACAGAGAAGUGCUGGGGUAUGCAGUUGAACUUCGGCAGGAUGCUGACCGAUACAUGAAGCGUCACCGGCAGGAACUGGACCUCCUUGUCCUGGGCAGUGAAAAUUUAGGAGUUGAGUAUGCAGAGGGGAACUAUUGGAACAGCCCUGGUGGAAGAGAAGAUGUCAACAGAAUCCCUUCAGGCACAGAUGGCUGGAUGGAGUAUGUCCCCAUUUCAGAGAAGAAGAAUGUUUCUGUGGACGUGGUGCAGGAGCUGAGGGAGGGAGGGCCCUUGCUGUAUGACAGUGUUCGACUGGUUCAGAACUCAGAGGCCCUGAAUGGGACCCAAAGGGUGCUGCUCGAUGAUGUCAUCUCUGAGGACGAGUGCUCCGACCUGAAAAAUUUGGCCCAUGCUGUCACAAUGGCAGGAGAUGGCUAUCGGGGAAAGAUGUCCCCUCACACACCCAAUGAGAAGUUUGAGGGAGCAACGGUGUUAAAAACAUUGCAGUAUGGCUAUGAAGGUCGAAUCCCACUGAGAAGCGCGCGCAUGUUCUACGACAUCAGUGAGAAGGCCAGGCGCAUCAUUGAGUCCUACUUCAUGCUCAACUCCACACUACAUUUUUCCUACACUCACCUGGUGUGCAGGACCGCCAUCUCUGGUCAACAGGACCACAGGAAUGACCUCAGCCACCCCAUCCAUGCAGACAACUGCCUGCUCGACCCUGAGGCCAAUGAGUGCUGGAAAGAGCCACCCGCCUAUACCUACAGAGACUAUAGUGCGCUCUUGUACCUAAAUGGAGAUUUUGAAGGAGGGGAGUUCAUUUUCACAGAAAUGGAUGCAAAAACUGUCACAGCAUCAAUUAAGCCCAAGUGUGGUCGGAUGGUGGGCUUCUCAUCUGGAGGGGAGAACCCACACGGUGUCCGGGCGGUGACCAGUGGUCAAAGAUGUGCCGUGGCCCUGUGGUUCACUCUGGACCCUCUCUUCAGAGAGCUGGAGAGGCUGCAGGCAGAUGAAGUGAUGGAGUCAUUAAAUAAUCAGCAGCAGUGGGACUAUGGGCUCAACAUUAACCCCAAAGAUGAGCUGUAGAGGCGGAGGAGGA